GUCAAAAGAUUAUAAAACCCUACUUCAACUUCAUAAACUGGCCGGCCUUUGCCCUCCAUAUAUCCACCAAAGGAUAAAUUUUCUCGACAACCCCACAAAAAGAAAAGCAAAUAAUCCACAAAAAUCAGGAAAAAAAAAAGAUUGAAAAAAAAAAAAAGAAAAGAAAAUGGGAAGAUCACCUUGUUGUGAAAAAGCACACACUAACAAAGGAGCAUGGACUAAAGAAGAAGAUGAUCGGUUAAUUGCUUAUAUAAGAACUCACGGUGAAGGCUGCUGGCGGUCCCUUCCUAAGGCCGCCGGACUCCUCCGCUGCGGCAAGAGCUGCCGUCUCCGGUGGAUCAAUUACCUCCGCCCUGACCUCAAACGUGGCAACUUCACCGAAGAAGAAGAUGAACUCAUUAUUAAACUCCAUAGCCUUCUUGGUAACAAAUGGUCGUUGAUUGCUGGAAGAUUGCCUGGGAGGACAGAUAACGAGAUAAAGAAUUACUGGAAUACCCAUAUCCGAAGAAAGCUCUUAAACCGGGGUAUUGAUCCUGCGACUCACCGCCCGGUUAACGAGCCUCCAACUAAUUUUCCCACCACCACAACCGCCACCGAAAACAACAACAAUAACAAUAAUAACAAUAAUAAUUCAUUUCUUGACGCGACCACCACCACCAUAUCCUUUGCAACUACUUCUCAAACCACUCAUCAUCUAGUUAAACAAGAAGUAGAGGAAGAAACAAAGUAUAAUUCCGAUGGCCGGAAAAUCAAGAACCGGUUGCCGGAAAUUCAAGAAAGAUGUCCUGAUUUGAAUUUGGAGUUAAGAAUCAGCCCACCUCAUCAUCAAAACAAAAGUUCAUCAUCAUCAUCAUCCUCAUCAUCAUCAUACAUACAUCCACAUGUUCAACAUGAAAACUACCACAACUACCACCAUCAUCACCGGCAUGCAGUUACGGGUGGUACUACUAUAUGUUUUUCAUGCAGUUUAGGUAUAGAGAAUAGUAAGGAGUGCAGUUGUACAGCCAGUAUCAAUGGUACAAGCAGUAGCAGCACUGGUUAUGAUUUCUUAGGGUUGAAAACUGGUGUUUUGGACUACAGAAGCAUAGAGAUGAAAUGAUUUCUCAAUUCUCAUUUGGAUUUUCAGAAUUAUGUAUGAAUGAAUUUACACUAUAACAAAAUGGGGUAAAGAUAUUUCUGUAUUUUUUCUCAUCUUUGUCAGGAUAAUUUUUGUAUCCUUUUUUUUCUAAUUUACAAAUGUAAAUUUAUAAUACUAUCAAAAUUUUCUAAA
This is a messenger RNA of Helianthus annuus (common sunflower), 1270 nucleotides long. Its product is annotated as myb-related protein 308. NCBI's taxonomy places the organism in Eukaryota, Viridiplantae, Streptophyta, Magnoliopsida, Asterales, Asteraceae. The transcript has 2 exons. The record is from RefSeq and is a predicted model, not a curated record. Bases 167 to 1099 code for a protein of 310 amino acids.